AUGCGUUUCACAGAAAUUCUCGCGAUCGCCACUCUUGGCCUGGCAGGCUCCAGCUCUGCCUUCUACCCCUCUAGAUACGGAGAUCUUGAAACCCGCGACGAGCAUCAACUACGGGUUGCCUACCAGCGCAACUUAGAUAGGCUUGAGACCCGCCAACCAGCGCGCCUGAAAAUUGGCAUCCUGGCUUCAAAGAAAUUGGAGAAGCUGAGAGAGUCUGCGAAGAAGAAGACGAAUAAGCCUAAGAAGUCCAAAUCCAAGUCCAAGAAGCCAAAGAAGAAUGCAAAGAAGAUCAAAUUCAAGAAACCUGCUGGUCUCAAGACUGGUAAAGGAGGUGGAGAUGGCACGAGUACUGCCUAUGGAAACGGCGACGGGAUCCCCAGCACUGCCUACAACCGUAGGUCGAUCGAGCUUGAGGCCCGUCAACCAAUGCCUCUCAAGAUUGGUAUCAUGGACAAAGAGAAAUUGGAGAAGAUGAAAAAGGCAAUAAAGAAGCCAAAGAAAACAACCAAUUCAAAGAAGGCAAACAGCUCAAAGAAGGCGAAGAAAUCAAAGAAAAAGAUAACCAUCAAGAAGAAUGCUGGUACCAGGACUGGCAAGGAAGGAAGUUUCAAUGAGGGACCCUCCACUGCCUACCAAAAUGUUAGUAGUUGA
Clonostachys byssicola is the source of this 651-nucleotide messenger RNA. Lineage: Eukaryota; Fungi; Ascomycota; Sordariomycetes; Hypocreales; Bionectriaceae. The record is from the annotation of a GenBank genome assembly.